Molecule: messenger RNA, 1634 nt
Organism: Malania oleifera
Lineage: Eukaryota; Viridiplantae; Streptophyta; Magnoliopsida; Santalales; Ximeniaceae
Product: crocetin glucosyltransferase, chloroplastic-like
Exons: 1
Coding region: 164-1570 (468 amino acids)
Molecular function (GO): UDP-glycosyltransferase activity
Source: RefSeq, a predicted model, not a curated record
CAAUUUCUUUAUGUAAGCAUGAUUAAUUUAUUCUAUUCAUUCGCACUCCCCAUUCCAGUAUUUAAAGCCCAUAUAUACCCACACUUGCUCCGUCAACUCGCUGCAAGCCAGAAAACCCUCCCCCUAAGCAUCCGGAUACCGAUCCCGCCAACCCACGCCCUCUAUGGCCCAUCGCCACGUCGUCCUCGUUACUUUCCCGGCCCAAGGCCAUAUCAACCCAGCCCUCCAACUCGCGAAGAGACUUCUUCGGACCGGCGUGAAGGUCACCCUCGCCACAACUGUGUCCGCCCAACGCCGCAUGAGCAAGGCCAUCGUUCCCGAGGGGUUAACUCUCGCCACCUUUUCCGACGGCUACGACGAUGGCCUUAAACCGACCGACGACGCCAACCUCUACUUUGCCGAGAUCAAGCGUCGCGGCUCCAAAACUCUCACCGCCCUCAUCGAGUCCAGCGCAACCCGAGGCCACCCCAUCACUUGCUUGGUCUACACCCUGCUCCUUCCCUGGGCUGCUGUGGUGGCGCGUGAGCUUCACAUUCCGUCGGCCCUCUUUUGGAUUCAACCAGCUACCGUCUUGGAUGUUUACUAUUUCUACUUCCACGGUUACGAAGACGUCAUCAAGAACAAUAGCAGUGACCCCUCAUGUUCAGUAAAAUUACCACAUUUGCCAUCCUUGACGAGCCGUGACCUGCCCUCCCUCUUGCUGCCCUCCUCCAACAUUGCAUACGCCUGCAUCCUCACAGCAUUUCAAGAGCAAAUAGAAGCACUUGAUGCCGAAACCAGCCCGAAGGUUCUCGUGAACAGUUUCGAUCAAUUGGAACCGGAGGCGUUCAGAGCCGUCGAGAGUCUUAAUUUGGUCCCAAUAGGACCGUUGAUUCCAUCCGCAUUUUUGGACUGUAAAGAUCCCUCCGACAGAUCUUUCGGAUGCCAACUCUUUAAAUGUUCGAGUGAUCAGUAUAUAGAAUGGCUGAACUCGAAGUCCGAAGCGUCGGUUAUUUACGUGUCCUUCGGAAGCAUCGCGGUGUUAUCGAAACAACAAAUGGAGGAGAUUGCACGCGCGCUGCUAGACACCCAGCGGCCGUUCUUGUGGGUGAUAAGAGCGUCUGCAAGCGGGGAAUUAGAAGUAGAGGAAGAUGACAAUAAGCUGAGCUGCAGCGAGGAAUUGGAAGGAGCAGGAAUAGUGGUGGCGUGGUGUUCGCAGGUGGAGGUUCUGGCGCAUCCGGCGGUGGGCUGUUUCAUGACCCAUUGCGGGUGGAAUUCGACGUUGGAGAGUCUGGUUUCGGGAGUUCCGGUGGUGGCGUUUCCGCAAUGGACGGACCAAGGGACGAACGCAAAGCUGAUUGAAGACGUGUGGAAGACGGGGGUGCGCGUCAGGGUGAAUGGGGAGGGCGUGGUGGAAAGUGACGAGAUGAAGCUGUGCUUGGAAACUGUUAUGGAUGGGGGUGAAAGAGGGGAAGAAAUGCGGAGGAAUGCAAAGAGGUGGAGGGAGUUGGCAAGAGAAGCUGUGAAGCAAGGAGGAUCUUCGGAUAAGAAUCUUAACGCUUUUGUGAAUGAGAUUGGAGAAUGUUGUUAAUCAGCACAACCUGCACUUAUUUGACUUUUUAUAUAUAAUAGAGCAAAAAGAUUAUUAUUUUUUU